GCAAAAACUCCGCCCAGAGGUUCGGGUGGCAGAGGAGUCAUUGGCAUAUAAAAGCUGCCGAUAGGGUCAUAGAAAAUGUUUGCUAACUUGCCCGGCCCUGCAGCUGUAAUCAGUUAUCUUGGCCAGAACAUCCUCUCCAGCCAACUUGAUACCAAGCACUGACAUCAGCGGAAUACGGCUUUUCGACCGUGGCUUUUCUCUUCUUACCGGCGGCCUUCACCCGAUUGGGCCACGGCUAUCAGUUUGCAUAUCGCCUCCUCUAUUCUCGUUCCUUUAGUCAUCUCGGCAUUAACUAUCAUCUCCCCCUUUUCUUGCUGCUUGCCUGUGCCGUUCGACCCGAAACUUGUCAGUGCUCGAAGGGCGUGCAUCUCCUCCUCGUGACGAGGAUGAAACGAGAAAGGACGAUGGUUAGCCGGAGACUGCGAUUUUAUAGGAACGGGCCAGCCCCGUUUACGGGCCGGUUUGUACUGCUUACAUAUCUCCCACCUUGACCCUGGCAAGUCUAACUGUGGGUCGGUUAGAGGGUCGGACCCAUGGUUGGAGAUAAAAUGCACAAGUUGGGUCAUUGACAUCGAUUCCUGGAUGAGUCGAAAAUUGCUAACAGUUUCGAUUACCAGUUAGCUAACUACAACUCGCUUUGCAUGAAGCUGCAGUAUCAGGUCAAAAAUACCUCAUUGACCAACAUUUAAUCUUCAUAUCUACAGAAAGGAUAAAAACAAUAAAUACAAGUUGAGGACGCAAGAUUUCAUUCGGCUCCUUGCGUUCGUAAUCAGAGUCUGAUUCCGGUCUGAUAAAUAUUUUCAUCGGUACUUAACCCAGUCAAUCCAUAUAUGUCAUAGACGUAGUGAUCGUUGCUAACUAUCUGCCUAGACAAGCAAGACUUUCACUGUCAUAAAGUUAGCCAUAAAAUCACAUCUCUGCAUAGUCAUUAUCAAACUUGAUAUACCAUCAGAUUUCAAAAGGAUAUCAAGGGGAUGGGACUGAGUGCAGAGUCGUCUACGCAGGAGAUUGAAGCGCAGGACCUGGAGAAGGCAGUUGAGGCCAUUCCUAUCUCCUCCUUCGCCGAAAUACCCUCGGAAGAAGGUGGUUCUCAGACACAAUCCGGGUCAUCUUCGGAUCAUGAUCAUGAUGUCAACCAAAUAUCCAAAGUACCCACCAAAACGGUAGAACGGCCAGGAGUACUAGAAAAGACUCUCUCCCUUGUUCGAACAAGAGAGUCCAACCGGGAUCCUGGCCCACCUCCAGAUGGUGGCUACCACGCCUGGCUACAAGUGGCUCUUACCCACAUGGUUAUCUUCAAUACAUGGGGAUUCGUUAACGGAUUUGGUGUAUUCCAGUCAUACUAUACUGAAGCCUUGAAACGGUCACCUUCCGACAUAUCAUGGAUUGGCGGAACUCAGAUCUUCCUUCUCUUCUUUAUUGGGACAUUUUCAGGUCGGGCAACAGAUGCAGGAUACUUCAAGGCUGUCUGGUCUGCAGGUGCCGUGAUAAUUAUCUUUUCACUCUUCAUGACCUCGCUGUGCAAAACAUACUGGCAAACCUUUCUUUCCCAGGGCGUCUGCAUGGGAAUAGGAAGUGGUCUUAUAUUUUGUCCCAGUGUGGCUCUUCUAACCUCUUAUUUUGCACGUCGACGGUCCCUCGCAAUCGCCAUCACUGCAUCCGGUAGUGCAACAGGAGGCAUUGUCUACCCGGUACUCGUGCAACAACUGCUCCCCAAGAUUGGUUUUGGAUGGACCAUGCGAGUUAUUGGCCUAAUAACCGCCGUAACGCUGACCCCUGGCUUCUUCUUCCUUCGCCAACGCAUACCUCCCCGUCGAACGGGUCCCUUCUUUGAACUUCAGGCGUUCCGCGAACCUGCCUACUCUUUAUAUGCAGUGGCCAUGUUCCUUAAUUUCUGGGCCCUGUACAUAGCCUUCUUCUAUGUUGGCAGCUUCGGCCGUAAUGUAAUCGGCUUGUCCCAAAAAGAUUCCAUAAACUUGAUCCUCAUAAUAAACUGCUGCGGUAUCUUCGGUCGCCUCAUACCCUGCUAUAUUUCAGACUGGAAAUCAGGCCCUAUAAAUGCCCUUAUACCAUGCACUGUUGUGGCAGGAGCAACGUUAUUCGGAUGGAUCGGUGUGAAAAGGGAACCCAACUUAUACGCAUUUUCUAUCACUUAUGGGUUCUUCGCCGCUGGAAUACAGGCGUUAUUCCCUUCUGCCCUAACAAGUCUCACAACGGAUCUGAAGAAGAGCGGCAUCCGAUUCGGGAUGACGCUGAGCAUUGUAAGCUUUUCUUCCUUGACAGGUUCGCCUAUCGCUGGUGCGUUGAUUGCAUUGAGGGAUGGUGACUUUCUAUACGCCCAGAUUUUUGCUGGUUUGUCAAUGUUCCUCAGCCUCGCCGUCUUGCUGUUAUCCCGGUCAAAAGUAGUUGGAUGGAAGCUCAAAGCGAGAGUUUGAUGGUUAACCUCUGCGUUCUUUUAUAUAUUCAAAAGUAUUAUCUGGAGUCGAGUUUAGGUUUCUGCAUAUAAACAUAUACAGAAGAAUGUAGCGAAGGUAAUGUCUACUUAUAUAUCGAGUAUUUAGAAAUAUCGAUCGUCCAGUGUCAUGCCCCAGCUGUACACUAUGUACCAGGAGCCUUGACAUAAUUUGAGAAACCAAAAGAUGAUAAUCAGCCAAUUCCAAGCCACCUUUGUUCAUCAGUACUCAAAACAACUAAGGCCGUAAAUCUUUACGCAUUGGUGAUACUCUGUGAUUUUGUAGAUAUAAGGAGAAGGUAACAAGCUGGCCGCACAUUAGUUAGCCGCAGCAGUACGUUCAGCAAGCAUAUUCGAAUUGAGGACCUGAGCUGGAAUCUGGCGUCAGGACAAACGCUAUAAUGAAGUGUUUGCCUUCGUUCGAGAUGACUGUGCGAUCGGCACUGACCGCAGUGUCGAUGUCGUUUUUGGAAACAUUCAGGGAGCUUCUUGAAAGUUUCUGAGGCAUGGAGCACCAAUCUGAAUGUAAAAAUCUACUGCCCAUAGAUACUCCUAUUCGGCUAUUAGUAUGAAUCUAACUUGAAUUAGAAUUCCAAUUAACAUACGUCUUCAUCCACAUCAAUUGAAGCCUCUUCGCGUUCGCUGAGAAUUCAAGUAAGGCUGCCUGUCGGUGAACGGCUCGCAGGUUUUGGUAUAAAUGUCGACUGGACCAAUUCGGAAGAAGAUUUAGAUACGGCUAAUGAAGCCAGAUGCAGCGUCCCAUCUUCGAAUUCCACGGCUGAAACUCUGUUUUAGUUCGCGGACAUGCGUUCAUAUGCCUUCGGGCAAAUAAACAAGAGACCCAGUGGGCUAACACCGUUGGGUUGAUGCUAUGUACUGCUUACGAUCUUUUGAACAUACGCACCGGGAAGCCGUGUGCAAGUGUGUCGAUUGCCCGUGUCUUUAUAUUGCGAUACUCCCACAUUGCCCCAAAAAUCUCUAGUUCUUCAAUGAGGUCCUUUUUUGCUCGGGAGGUUGAGAGCACGGAAUGGGAAUUUAGCACAGUAAAGAAGAGAAGAGAAGAGAAGAAGUUCCGAUCGAAGAGUAUUGAAGCUCUCUCGAUUCCAUGAGUUCUUCAAACUGGCCCUCUUCAUGGGGAAUGUUUGCUUCUUGAGAUUUUAGCUCUCCGUCUUUAUCAAAGAUGAGAUUGUCGCCGCUUCGGAUCGUAACUCCAAUCCGCGAAGUCGUCGAGCGACAUGGACAGGGAGGAGACCGUUUUAGUUGGGUAGGAGCUUCAAGAUAGAAACAGACAGACACAGGAGCAUGAAUGCCAGCGGACCCUUUAGUGGGUACGUUAGGGUUGCUGGUCCGUUUUAAUAUAUAACUGUAGCUGUAGGUUGUCCGGAAUAACUUUAAGCUUGGGUUCUUCGUUCUUGGUGAUAGAUAAGGAGGUUCUUCUCGCCAUAUAGUGACCUAAUGUCUGGGCGCUAAGAUGCUUAGAACCAUCCAAUUCUACCAUCGUGAUCAUAUAUGUCGGAAUUAUAGACCCAGUUGCAUCUGGGAGACUCGAAAACGGCUCUAUAAUCUCUACACGGGUACUGUGAUGGCAUCCCGUUGUAAAUAGCAAAGUGUCUGCCCGAAAUGUAUAUAGGGUACAGCAGAUAGCGGGAUAUGAAGUAGCGGGUAUAAUAAGAAUAGCCAGAGGAUGAAGCAGGCGAAAUUAUGGCCCCUUUUAUGUCUCUCCAUCCAAGCAGUGACUGUGCUUCUGGUAUAACUAUUGAAUGGGACACUGCAGGUUGACCUUCCAAAGAGUGAAUGUCUCACAGUGACUCUCUUUAUUCCUGGAUGCUGAUAUCUUUGAUGUCUUUGAUGUCUCUCCAACUUACGGAGUUUGGAGUGAAGUUGAAGGAAAGAAAACUGACGAAUCAGAAUGCAUGAAAAUAAGAGGAUCUGAACAGCCAAUCAGAAACAUUGAAUUAGCAGCAAGUGCAAACAGUGCAAACAAGCGGAUGUCUCAC
Messenger RNA from Trichophyton rubrum CBS 118892, 4449 nucleotides. RefSeq lists its product as uncharacterized. The record is from RefSeq and is a predicted model, not a curated record. Gene Ontology annotation, cellular component: fungal-type vacuole membrane. Gene Ontology annotation, biological process: transmembrane transport. Gene Ontology annotation, molecular function: transmembrane transporter activity. The transcript is spliced from 2 exons. NCBI's taxonomy places the organism in Eukaryota, Fungi, Ascomycota, Eurotiomycetes, Onygenales, Arthrodermataceae. Bases 975 to 2435 code for a protein of 486 amino acids.